AUGCGGCCAGCGACAUCAGCACUACGCGUCAGGACAAGACGCGACCGCAGCAACCCGACAUCGGCAAAAGCUGCGGCAGGCGGUCGAAGAGGCGGCGGCCGCGGUCGCGGCUGGGGAUUUGUUUUGGCGGCGGCGUGUCGUGUGCUGCGGCGCAGCGUGCCGUGGCCGGCAGGGGCAGCCGCGGGGGGUGGAGUGGGCAGCGGCGGCGGCGACGGCAGCGCCGGCCGGCGGGUGGUGGGGGAGGGAGGCGGGCCGCCCGCACCCCGGCGCGCCGCAGUGCUGCCGCGGCCGCACCGCCGACCGGACCCACGCCGCGCGCGCUCCUCGCCGCAGCACAACAGGAGCUUCUCAGCGCCAGGAUGUGCCCGUGCCGCGCGCCGUGUUUGUGUAGGAGACGGCGGGUCGGCCUUCCGCAGCGGGGCAGCGGCGUGGCGUGUCGCAAGUGUCCGUGCUUUCACCCACACUGCGGCAGGCCGGCCCACGGCGCGGCAUUCCACGCAGUACUUCCCGACCACGUGCGCCCUUGGCGGCGCCUCCGCAGCUUCGACCCUGCCACCAGGGUGUAGACGGCUGCGAGCGGGCCCCGUCUUCACCCAGUUGCUGUCAUCAACGCCUUACUAA
Molecule: messenger RNA, 621 nt
Organism: Schistocerca gregaria
Lineage: Eukaryota; Metazoa; Arthropoda; Insecta; Orthoptera; Acrididae
Product: homeobox protein Hox-D9-like
Exons: 2
Coding region: 1-621 (206 amino acids)
Source: RefSeq, a predicted model, not a curated record